GCAGAGAGAAUUCGUUUAGAGAGUCGGAAAACCUAUCAUCGCCGCCUACUCCCGGCGAGUGAAGCUACACUGACCACACCGUUGGGGAGAGGAGGACGAGAGCCAGCGACCGACGUACAUCACACAUCCAAGGGGCUCUACUCCGAACCUCGGUUGGGAAUGUCUCUAUUUGUCCAAAAAGCUCCAUUUGACAUUUUCUUUACCGAGAAUGUUAGUUGUCUAAUGGAUGCAGUUACUUCAAUUUCUUCUGGAUGUUCUACGUAUAUAAAACUUAAUGACCGCCUGAUCCCUGUGAUGGAUUCCCUCCCGCGUGGCUCCACUCCACAAAUCUUUACUUUGCGAUGCCACGUUGAUGAUGAUGUUUUAUACUUGAUAUGUAGGUCAGAUAACUUGUAUAUUAUUGGUUUUUCUCACGACAACACCCACUAUUUUGAGUUUAGUGAUAAAAAGUCAUUCGAUGAAGCAACUGAUUUUCUUAGACUUUCACUAGCAAGAUAAAAUCAUAUUUUUUCAAAUUAUUUUGACAAUCUGGGAAAGUUCUUGGCUCGGUGGAUGAUUAUUUGGGGCUAGUCAGUGGUGGUCGUGUUGAUGAUCAUUGGGGAAUCCUCAAUUACUGUGUCAAUCGUCCCAAACUUGAGUUGCAUAAGGAUGAGACAUGCUAAAUGAUGCAAAUGGUGAACCGUGUGUUCCUUCAGAAGCUUUGAAGUCCAUUGAUAGUUUGAUUCGUUUUGACAAUCCCAAAAGUCGGCUCAGGUGGUUCUUAAGGUUUAUUUGCACAGAAGUCAAUUGAAAUCAGUAAUGACAUUUUGGCUACCUUCACAAAUCAAGGUGGUUAUGAUAUCCGGGGGAGAACGCAAGAUCAUUUUAGAACAACUGAGCAAGUAAAUGCUGCUUUGGCUGCUUUUACAUCCCUGAAAUUGAAUGGCCUUGUUAUUGUUGGAGGUGUAACAUCAAACACACACGCUGCUUAUCUUGCAGAAGCUUUUGCUGAAUCUAAAUGCCCAAGGCUGUUGGAGUUCCAUUAACAAUAAAUGAAGAUCUUAAGAACCAGUUUGUAGAGACAAAUGUUGGUUUCGAUACUAUAUGCAAGGGUUUGGUGAGGGGGUUGGCGUACACAAACCUUAUCCUACCUAGGAAGGUAGCAAGAUUGUUUUGAAAGACUCCAUCUCGAAAGGACAAAAGGGACAUGGAUUGGUGAAUUCCCAGCUCAUCCAAGGCUAUACUCAGGAGGGUUUCUGAGUGGACUUACUGCAAUAUUGAGGGCAAAGGGAUUGAAGAGGUCAGAGGUAGGAUUAUGAAGCUAAAUAAGAAAAAAAGACAGUACCUCAUCAGUGCUUAUGCCGCCACCUGCUAUAGCAUCUGGAAUGCUAGGAAUAAGCUAUUCCAUGAGAAUAAACAACUCCAAGAGGAGGAAAUGCUCAAAUGGAUCAAAUUUCUAGUGUCUACAUAUUGUGAAGGAAGAAGAAAGAGGAAGCGAAGGAUGAGUCUCAUUAGCAACGUCUGCACAGAUGCACUCUCAGCGGAGAAGUAUUACUACUUCAUCAGACUGAUGGGCCGAAAGGCAUCGCAUGUUGCGUUAGAAUGUACUCUGCAGUCCCAUCCAAAUAUGCUGCAUCAAAGCUCACACUUUUUGACAUCACACAACAAAUAAGUGAUGCAGUGCCAGGCUAGAGCUGAACAAGAUAAAUACCAUGGUGUUCUCCUAUUGGCUGAGGGUCUUAUUGAAAGUAUUCCUGCAGUACAUGCUCUACUAAAGGAAAUUCAUGGUGUGCUUAGACAAGGUGUUUGUGCUGAUAACAUUUCCUCUCAAUUGUAACUGUGGGCUUGUGCCCUUUUUGAAUUUCUGCCACCCUUCAUAAGAAACCAGCUCCUCUUGCAUCCCUAAUUAGAUGACUCGGCUCAGCUAUCUUAGAUGGAGACCGAGAAACUUCUAGUUUUUUGUGUUGAAGAAGAAAUGAACAAAAGAACCCUCUCCGAGAGUUUGGAGAUCAAGAUGGGGAAACUGAGACACAUCAUGAGACAUUGGAGGGGACGCAUCUCUACGAAUGAAAACUGGGUUGGAAUUGUAGACCAGUAAACAACACUCAACGCACAAUGUUUAUCUUUUUAUCUUGAUGCAGUGCUUAACAAAUACAAGGGGACUUGUCAUCAAGAUUAUGCUGCCUGUUGUCAUGCUUUACACCAUAGUGCAUUGCAUACAAAAUUUGAAACCGAUAUCCAGAGAGCAGCAGUGGAGCACUUUUCCAAAGUUUAUUCCGGCAUCCAUGAAGGGGCUAUGGGUGAUAUUUUGGACUAUAUUCCUACACUUGUUACUCAGGGUGACGAUGAUCUUAUCUGUCGACUUCCUUCAAUGGGGGAAACCAAAGAGGCUGUAUGGCUAUUAAGUCCUUCAAGCUCAGCUAGCCCGGAUGGCUUUAAUGGCUACUUCAUCAGGGAGGCUUGGGAUAUCACAAUGGUUGAUGUUUGCAAGGCUGACCAGGAGUUCUUUGUGGGAGUGCCCAUCCCCAAAGCUUUUGGAAGCACCCUUAUCACUUUGAUCCCAAAAACUGGUUCGGUUUCUUACUUUGAUCGCUUUAGACCCAUCUGCAUAUCUACUUUUUUCAGUAAAAUCAUUUCCAGGUUGCUUGUUGAAAGGAUGAAAAAGAUCGUUCCCAAGCUGAUUUCACAUGAACAGGCUGCCUUCCAGGAGGGCGUGGGGGAUUGAUGAACGCAUACUCAUGGCUAAAAGAGAUGCUCCAUCACCUAUCAUCAUCCGUGAGAGGAGGAAAUGGGAUGAUCAAGCUGGAUCUCACAAAGGCUUUUGAUAGAAUCUCUUGGCCUUACCUUGAAAAUGUCCUUGGCAGGUUUGGGUUCUCCAAUAAGGCAAUCAAGUUUUUCAUGGGCAAUGUGGAGGCAAAAAAGUGAACAAACUUCUCCAUCUUGAUUAAUGGGCAGUCUGGAUUUUUCCCAAUGAAAUGUGGAGUAAAGCAAGGAGACCCAUUGUCGCCACUGCUGUUCAUCCUGAGUACUGCAGGGCUUUCAAGAGCAAUCAACAACAUUCAAUAGAAUCUUAUCACCCCUUUUUAUGCUAUGCUGAUGACACUAUCCUAUUCACUAAUGGAGACAGUGGGAACUUGCUCAGUUGAAAAGGUUGCUCUAAAAUUACAUGUAGGCUUCAGGGCACAAAACCAACUAUUCUAAAAGCCAAGUGAUUGUUGAUAGAAAGAUGAGCAGGCAGAAAAGAGAGGCCAUUCAAAGGAUCAUGAGAAUCAAAUGUGGGAUAAGCCCCUUCAAAUACCUUGGUUCUCAAAUAGUCAAAGGGAAGCUCAACCAGGAUCUUUUACAACACUUUGAGAAAUAUAUUCACAGUUGGUAUAGCAAAAAAACUCAACCAGAUGGGUAGAUUAAUCCUAAUCAAACAUUUUCCUUUCCUCUAUCCCUAUACAUAUCAUUUCUGUGCAGCAACUCCCACUGUCUAUUAUCAAAACCUUAAACAGGUUGAUGGUUAAUUUUUAUUGGGGCAGCACUGAUGGGGCAAACUGGAAGAAAUGAGAUGAAAUUUGUUAUCCAACUGAUGAAGGAGGCCUGGGCUUGAGAAGUUUGUCCCAGUUACAAGUGGCAGCAAGCAUGAAGCUAUGGUGGAAAAUCACACAAGGAGGGUCUCAAUGGAGUGAUUUCAAAACCUGUGGCAACAUUAUGAAUAUGGCUUCACCCUCCAGCAGCAUCUCCUAAACUGGCGCCUUAGUUCAAACAAAAACAGCAUCAAAUGUAACCUCAGAAUGCUCGUCUUCAUUUGAUCUAUAUAUGGAAGUGUAAUAAUAAUAUCUUGUACGGCAAUGGCACAUUCUCCCCUUUCAUUAUCAUGCUCUCCGUCAACAAGCUUGGUCAAAGUUGGUGCUGGUCUUAUAAGGAAGAUACUACCUUUCUUUAUUUGAAUGAUGUACUUAGCUUUGGACUGUAUACAUUCCCUAGAAAUAGGUCCCCUAGAUGAACCUAUGUAUAUAGCUUUAGUUGGGGGCAUAUUUCCUUUGCUGUAUCUCUCCCACUUUUUCUACAUCAAUAAAACUUCCAUUUAUUU
Molecule: messenger RNA, 4057 nt
Organism: Cuscuta campestris
Lineage: Eukaryota; Viridiplantae; Streptophyta; Magnoliopsida; Solanales; Convolvulaceae
Source: the annotation of a GenBank genome assembly